GUCCAGCUCGCUACCAGAAAGUUUCACAGCAAGAAACCGGCGGAGCGAGCUGGUGCGUGAGCGCGCGAUAGACUGAUCGAGUGUGUGUACAGAGCAACUCGGCAAUGGGAACUAGAGCGACCCUUUUGCUCCUCAUCGCCGUGCUAUGCUACGGCCUGACGUGCGUGGCUGCUGCUCAUCAGCACCGCCACCGCCACAAGGAGGAGGAGGAGGAGGGAGGAGGAGACUGGAGGGGAGAGAGGGAAGAGAGAGUAGAGAGGAAGGAGAGAGGAGAGAGCAUGUUCCUGCUGCGGGACUGGAAGCGCGUGGUGCACACGGACGCCGGCGAGAUGAAGGUCCUGAGGAGCUUCAGGGGUGGGAGGAGCGCCGAGAGGACGACGCGCAUCGGCUUCGUCACCAUGGAACCUUGCACUCUCUUCAUCCCCCAGUAUACUGAUUCCAGCUUGGUCCUCUUCGUCCGCAAAGGCAAGUCUGACUGCAUUAUCAAUUGUCGCUUUGCUUCAAACAAACUUGGGCUUUGAUCGUUGAUCAGAUUGCCAUGUGGGGGUCACUGUCAAUUUGGAUUGUGACGGGCAUGACUCGAAAGGCUCGGUUUGAUUGCUUGCAGGAGAAGCGAGACUCGGGACGAUAUACAGAAAUGACGCAGUCGAGAGAACUCUGCGAAACGGGGACGUGUAUAGAGUUCCGGCCGGCUCCGCAUUCUACUUGGUGAACGCCGGAGAGAAACAGACGCUCCACGUCAUUUGCAGCAUCGACAUGGACGCGUCCGAGGACUUGCCAA
Messenger RNA from Syzygium oleosum, 781 nucleotides. Its product is annotated as vicilin-like seed storage protein At2g28490. The record is from RefSeq and is a predicted model, not a curated record. The transcript has a single exon. NCBI's taxonomy places the organism in Eukaryota, Viridiplantae, Streptophyta, Magnoliopsida, Myrtales, Myrtaceae. Bases 105 to 521 code for a protein of 138 amino acids.